CGAUUUGAUUUCGAUGCUGUACGGGUUUCUGCCACCCAAUCCGUCGCUUGGCGGCGUGACGUUCGCACUGUGACUAUGUACAUCUGAAUUCGUUGCCCAUAUACCUGAUUUUUCGAGUGUCAUCAGUCAUCAUCAGCACCCGGGUGGUCGUCGUCGUCCACCCUCUCGCGGUUUAUUAUUUGUUUAUAGUUUAUAAUACUGUAAUAAUAUUGGAAAAGUAAUUUUCGUUCAUAUGGUUGAUCAGUGUUGACUUGUUGGUAUCAUUAUACAUAAACGAUCCAUUUUUGAAGGAUGAGCCAGCAAAAACGGAACCCGAAUGACAUGGAAAUUGAUGAAGGAAACGUCGAUCCGCCCAUGGACGUGGGUCCUGGUACGUCGGAAAAGCAAAAUGCUGCGUCGACCGGUUCAAACGGCGCGUUCAGGGUAAUGGCAACUUCGGGAACGGUCGGUUCUGUUUCCAUAAGUCUUCAUCCCCUCGUUAUAAUGAACGUGAGCGAACACUGGACAAGACUGAGAGCUCAAGAGGGAAGCGAUCAAUUGGUUUAUGGCGCCUUGAUUGGCAAACAAAAAGGCCGAAAUAUCGAGAUUAUGAAUUCCUUUGAGCUCUUGUUCGCUCGUAUCGGGGACGAUGUAAUAAUAGACAGAGAUUAUUACAGCACGAAGGAACAACAGUUUAAACAAGUUUUCAGCGAAAUGGACUUUUUGGGGUGGUAUACCACAGGCGAUACUCCCAAUGAGCGGGAUAUCAGAGUUCAUAAACAACUCUGCGAAAUCAACGAGUGUCCCGUGCUUUUGAAAUUGGAUCCCAGACCAAAAAAUACAGACCAAUUAUCGGUUUCCAUGUACGAAUCGGUGAUUGAUUUGGUUUCGGGCGAAGCUACGAUGCUCUUUGUACCAUUGACUUAUACUCUGGCGACCGAAGAGGCUGAGAGAAUUGGCGUUGAUCACGUUGCUCGAAUGUGCAGCAACGAUCAAGCCGAAAGUUCACUGGUGGCUGAGCAUCUCGUUGCUCAACACAGUGCCAUUAAAAUGUUGCACUCGAGGGUAAAACUCGUGCUGCAAUACGUUCAGGCUGUUCAAAGUGGCGAGCUUAAAGGAAAUCAUGAAGUGCUCCGAGCGGCCUGUUCAUUGGGUCAUCGGUUACCCGUUCUCGACACCCCGAACUUUCGCGCUGAUUUUUAUAAUCAAUGCAACGAUUUCGGUCUCAUGACGUAUUUGGGAAUCAUAACGAAAGGUUGUAACGACAUAAACCAAUUUGUAAACAAAUUCAACAUUUUGUACGACAAACAGUGCAUGGGACGACGCCUUCGAAGUUUCUUCUUUUAAGUAGAUUUAUAUGAUUUUUUUUUAUUCUUGGCACCAUGCGCUGUCCGUUCCUCCUCCGUUCUCUGGUUUUCCUCGUUAUUCAUCACCCGGGCUGUACACGGAGAUAAAAAAGUCUAGGCCUAUGAAAAUAAUAAUAAUAAUAAUAAUAAUAAUAAUAACUUAAUUCGUUAAGCAAUUUUGAAUUAUAUCGUUCGUAACAGUGAAAUCAUCAAA
Venturia canescens is the source of this 1539-nucleotide messenger RNA. RefSeq names its product COP9 signalosome subunit 6 (gene CSN6). Gene Ontology annotation, biological process: protein deneddylation. NCBI's taxonomy places the organism in Eukaryota, Metazoa, Arthropoda, Insecta, Hymenoptera, Ichneumonidae. Gene Ontology annotation, cellular component: COP9 signalosome. The transcript is spliced from 6 exons. Gene Ontology annotation, molecular function: protein binding; metallopeptidase activity. The coding region runs from base 292 to 1326 and encodes 344 amino acids. The record is from RefSeq and is a predicted model, not a curated record.